Malus domestica (apple) is the source of this 1575-nucleotide messenger RNA. RefSeq lists its product as uncharacterized. Lineage: Eukaryota; Viridiplantae; Streptophyta; Magnoliopsida; Rosales; Rosaceae. The record is from RefSeq and is a predicted model, not a curated record.
GUCACCAAAAACAACUAACCCCAGAAGAGUCCAAAUCAAUUUCUUUGAUGAAAACAAUAGCUUUCCCAAACAACUCCAACUCUCCAAAUUUGUUAGUUUUCAGUUGUUGGCCAGUCCUUCCAUCCAAAACACCAACCUCCUAAUCCUCUCCUCUAACCCACCAAUUAAGAGAGAGAAAGUGAGAGAGAGAGAGAGAGAGAGAGACCAUUAAAAAAAUUUGGAAGAGAGGAGAACCAAACCUUUCUCUUCUAAUACACACCCAAAUUUGUGAUUCACACACCCAAUUUCAUAUCAAUUUCCUCUCCCUUGGAGUGCAAGAAGGCUCAAAAAGUUCUUGCAAUGGAAACAGCAGGCAAAAUUCUCAGAAGAUCAGUCCACACAUUUCUUCUAAACUACCAAUACUUCACCUCAACUGCUGCACUCAUUGCCUUACCCUUCUCAGCCUCAGUUCUCAUCUCUCAAGCACUUCUUCCUUCAAGCUCCGCCCUCUUGGCCGCCGUCUACAACCGCCUCCACAGUCUUUUCAACGCGGCUGGCUUCCCUCCCUCCUUGGAAUUCUUCAACAUUCUCAACCACAAGCUCUCCCAAACCAUCACCUCCUCAGUCUUCACAUUCCCAUUCUCCCUCACCUUCCUCCUCAUAACCAAAUCUUUUGUAAUCCAAACUCUCAGCCGCCACCAGAAACCGAAUUCCUCAUCGCACCCAUCAUUUCUUUCCACAAUUUCUCUCUACACCCCACUCCUCCACACCCAUGUUUACAACUCGUUUUUUAUCAUCUCUGCCAAUGCAACCGUCUUUUCUAUCUUGUUCAUCGCCUUCAAUGUCCUCGAAGGAUCCGGGUUCUCUUCUCCGAACACCCUCCUCUUCUUAUCGGCAUCUGGGGCAGUUUUGUACUCCAUUGUUCUUGCCAAUGCACUCAUAAUAUGCAAUCUUGCAUUGGUUCUAUCAGGUACACAAAAUAGUGGCGGCUACUUGGCAAUUCUCAAGGCUUGUCUUUUAAUCAGAGGAAGAACUUCAACUGCUCUCUCUCUUGCUUUGCCUGUCAGCUUAACCCUAGCUGCAGUUGAAGCAUUGUUCCAAUACCGCCUCGUACGAGCCUGCCAUUUCACAGGACAGCUCGGAUCUUCCAUGGCCAUGGAGGGUGUUUUCAUUGCUUAUUUGUACUCAAUUCUUGUUGUUCUUGAUACAACUGUGAGCUUUUUGUUCUUGCAAAGCUGCAAGCCGAGUUCUCGAGGGAUCGAAUACAGAGACGACGAAGAAAGUUGUGGAGAUUUGAAGGCUGUCAAAGUGCUUCCAUGAAUUUUGGUUCAAGAAAUUGAAGGGAACCCUUCAAAGUUCAAACCAAUCCAGUUUUAGUUCAUUCCUUUUGUUUUUUAGAGGAAAGAAUGUAAAAAAGGCAUUGCCAAAGAAAAAAAAAAUAGUUUGUAUCUUCAAUUCAAAGCAUGAUUUCUUUUGCUUGGUAAUCACUCACACCAGGCAACUUUCUUGACAUAAAAAAAGCAUCCUCUCUAAAGUAGGAGAAUUGUAUACACAACUUUGCUUAUGAUUAUUAUAUUCCAUUUUAUUUAGCUGCUU